AUGUUACCAUGGAGACGUCUUGUUUACAAACACCACUGGGCUGUCAAAAAAGAAUAAUGCAGCCAAUGGAAAUACACCACCAUGACUUCUGAAGUUUACCUGGAAAUCGUGGGUUUGAUGAAAGAACACAAUUUUCAAAUUGCUACGACCAUUGCCGAGGUAACUUUCAUCUUCAAAGUCAAGUUUAAAUAUCGAUAUUCUGGCAAACCAACCUGGCUAGCUAGCUAGCUAGCUAAGGCUAUCAAGCAUGAGCACUGACUGAGCACACGAAAUCAUGUUUUCUGUCAACACAGGGACUGAAACAGAAGUUUCCCCCCUUGUUUUUGGAUCCAACAAUUCGUCCAUUACUCGAAUGUGACUGGCAUGUGUAUCUAACCAAUAAGAAAAGAGUGGGUAUACUUUCUGAGUAUAUUUAUUUGAUAAGUUCUAAAUGCUGCAUUCAUGAAUAAUAGACUCAAAUGCAGCAUAAUGCUUAGCAAAGUAGUGUGAUGUAUGGCAUGAGCUGUGGUGUGGUGUGCAUUAGUCAACAAUAUUAUUAUUAUGAAUUGUUGAGUUAAACUGCAUCCUUUAACAUUUUCAAACCAAGGAGCUGAAAGGGGAGGUGUGGCAGUUCUCCAGCAACCUAAUGUGUUUCGUGAAUGGUUGUCUCCUUGGCGACGAGAAGGACCUGACCAGCUGGGCUGAGAAGCAGUGGGAGUUCACACUCAUCCGUCCACAUGCACUAUACCUGGCCCUCGCUGACGACUACUACUCUAAACACCUCCACAGCACUGGGGCAAGUCUAGUCUACACACUGCACUUACAUAGGAUUAGGAUAGAGUGACACCAUAGACCAUGAAACACAGACAGACAGACAUACAGACAGUGCAGUUACUAUAGCAAGCCCAAUGGCCCUAAAGUAAACCUUACUUUAUAACAGUGGCAUCAUACCUACAACAUGACAUCCUCUCUCGCUUCCACCACAGCACACGUUUGUUUACAUGGACGUUUCGAUCAGAGGGGAAUCGGUUGGGAGAUUACUGUUUGAGGUGAGACUGUGUCAUUUGUAACCAUUGAUCUGACUGGACCUGAAUGGGUAAAGAUGUUGGCCCAGAGUUUUAUUGACAGCAUGGGUCUUCUGUCUCCCCAGCUGUUCACAGAGCUAUGUCCGAAGACGUGUAAAAACUUCCAGGCUCUGUGUACAGGGGAGGCAGGCCUGUCACAGAGUGACUUAAUGCUGUCCUACAAGGGUUCUGUGUUCCAUCGUGUGGUGCCCAACGGCUGGAUACAGGGAGGAGGUACGGUCUACCUGGUCCUCUAUCUGAAAGUCACCCCUAUAGGCCUACAUUGAUAAGAAAGGACAUACAGGACUGUAUUUGACUUGCCAUUGAUUCCAUCCUGUAUCUGUUUGUUGUCAUAUCGGUACGUUUUCAUACAUCAAUAUUUACUUUGUCAGUACACACACACCACUUGAUGAUGUCAUAUUUCCCUAUUGCAGAUAUUUCGGCAGCAGGCAAAGGCAACGGAGGGGAGUCAAUCUACGGGCCAACUUUUGAAGGUACAGACGCAGGCCUUACAGAUCAAGUUGCUACUCUACAUUAUUAAUACACAUGCAUAGGGAAAUGUAUUAGGGAAAGUAAGUAAGUAUAGGGAAAUGUAUUAGGAUGUAUGUCUAUGCAUGUCUAUUUACUGUCUCCACACUAACAUGUGGCUGUGGGAUCUCUGCUAGAUGAGAGCUUUGCAGUCUCCCACAGUAGGAGGGGCAUCCUGGGAAUGGCCAACCAGGGUCCUCAUAGCAACAGCUCUCAGUUCUACAUCACCCUGCAGCCCGCCCUUUGGAUGGACAGAAAAUAUGUGGCUUUCGGGUGUGUACGUCUCUGACAAUGUGUGGGAUAGUGCUGUUAGUUGAAUGAAGUGUAUGUUUGUGUACUGCUAUAGUAUACUGAUUGUGUCUCUGUUAUGUGUUCUAAAACCUUGAGGCUCGCACAAUCUUUUGCAUGUCAACAUUUAACAACCUCUGUGGCGUCGGGACUGUGAUAUACUGUAUGUCUGUAUUUUGUACCUGGUAUUCAGAUGUUUUCAUAUUCUCUUCGUUUUGUAGUCAAGUGGUUGAAGGCACAGAGGUUCUGAGGAGACUUGAGGAUGUCCCAACCUACAAUGAGAGACCCAAACAAGACUGUAAAGUGGCAGACAGUGGAGUGUUUGAACCCUGACGUCACCUUAACUGCACAUUUUUAUGUUUUUUACUAUACACAAUAACCUAUACACUCAAUAAACAUAUU
This is a messenger RNA of Coregonus sp. 'balchen', 2261 nucleotides long. The record is from the annotation of a GenBank genome assembly. Lineage: Eukaryota; Metazoa; Chordata; Actinopteri; Salmoniformes; Salmonidae.